Fusarium subglutinans is the source of this 1008-nucleotide messenger RNA. Its product is annotated as enolase-phosphatase e1. The record is from RefSeq and is a predicted model, not a curated record. Gene Ontology annotation, molecular function: acireductone synthase activity; magnesium ion binding. The coding region runs from base 1 to 1008 and encodes 335 amino acids. Lineage: Eukaryota; Fungi; Ascomycota; Sordariomycetes; Hypocreales; Nectriaceae. The transcript is spliced from 4 exons.
AUGACGCUCAAUCUCAAUGAAUUCGACGUCCUAGUGUUUGACAUUGAAGGAACCGUUUGUCCCAUCUCCUUUGUCAAGGAGGUUCUCGUGAGUCGUCCCGUUCUCUUGUUUGUCUCACUUCACAACCGUUCCGAUUUUACUCCCCUUACCCAUGUACUACCUCCGUCCGUCCCUCUUACCGCCUCCGGGCCCGGACCUCCGUAUGGAUCCCACCAAAUUUCGUCCCAGCCUCCUCUUCCGGACGUCCUCCGUCCAGCUGCCGGCCUUUGUACCCAGAUCCCGGGUGUCGACGCUGCCGAACCAAGUUCUGCCAAGUUGCGCAACCCCUUUGCACUCUUCACCGACUUUGCCCAUUUCGUGAUAGCAUGCACGAUGUCGACAACACUGCAGCCUGCUGACCAAGAUCAAGAAUGGGAUAGCCCAGAAUUCGCAAAGUACCGCGAUGCCUUUCCCGAGGAGUAUCGCAACUCGCGCUCUGACUUGGAAGCGCACGUCCGCGACCUCGUGAAGCGUGAUGUCAAGAUCGCCUAUCUCAAGUCGCUCCAGGGUUACCUGUGGCUGCAAGGCUACAAGUCGGGUAACAUCGUGGCGCCCCUCUUCCCAGAUGUUGAGCCCUUCUUCAACGAGGCCACCCAAGCUGGAAAGAAGAUCAUCAUCUACUCGUCCGGCUCAGUCCCCGCGCAGAAGUUGCUCUUUUCACAUACCAACUCCGGGAAGUCAGAUAUGACGCCUCUUAUCGCAGACUACUUUGAUACCACUAAUGCGGGGCCCAAAACCGAGGUUGAUAGCUACGCGAAGAUCAUUUCUGAGCAUCCGGAACACAAGGACGUCAACCGAUGGCUUUUCCUGAGCGACAAUAUCAGCGAGGUCAAAGCUGCUGUUGGGGCUGGUAUGCGCAGUUUGCCCGUUGUUCGUCCUGGCAAUGCGCCCUUGCCGCCAGACGAACCUCUGUCCAAGCUCGCCAUUACCGAGUUCCAGCACACAGAGGUCGCUUCUUUGGGAGUAUGA